Messenger RNA from Saccostrea cuccullata (small rock oyster), 1748 nucleotides. RefSeq lists its product as uncharacterized. Lineage: Eukaryota; Metazoa; Mollusca; Bivalvia; Ostreida; Ostreidae. The coding region runs from base 517 to 1377 and encodes 286 amino acids. The record is from RefSeq and is a predicted model, not a curated record. The transcript is spliced from 2 exons.
GAAAUGGGUCAGGAAUCUUCGUAAGAGAAUCAAUACAUAUCGGCGAGAGGUUCUUCGAUUUUAAAGGGAGUAAAGCAAAUUAAAGAUCACCGAUCGACUCCGUUAUGCAAGAUUGGAGGCUUUCACUUAACUUUUAAAAGUUUGUCUUCGGCAUAGGAGUGUAUAUUUAUAAACCGAGAGAUAUUGGUAAAUGUUCUUACCCUGAGAGAGGAUUUUCUAGCAAAACAUGUUUAAAAAUAGAUAUUGGAGAUAGACGUAUGGUCUUCAAGGUGUGAAUCAAGACACGUGCACAGGUAAUUUGUAAUCCAAAGAAAAAAACAAUAUUGAAGGAAAACGAAUCAACUUGUGAAAUAAAGAGAGAAUACUGGUGGAUAGGAGAAUAAAUCACAUUGGACAGGUAUCCUUCAUUACUUUGAUAAGGCUUAGAUGAGACAAAACAGUAUGCGCGGCAGGAUUUCUCUUCAGGAGAAAUGUCCAUUCCUUUACAACAGUUAUUUACUAGAUCAUUAGCCACUCAUGUUUCACAGACAACCUAAACGGGAUAGCAACUCACCUGGCAAAAAGAUGGUUCACAAACCUGUUCUGGAUGGAAGAUUCCGAGAUCGACAAGACAGCUAUAUCGAAACUCGGCCACGUCUUCAUUCUGAUAACGAAGUCCCUGAAAUUGAAACUUCUCAUAACUUUCUUCUCCCGCUCACUAAACGUGACUUUUACACGAGAAAAGACACUGCCCGAAAGAACCUUCUAGGAUACCUUUACACCCGACAACCUGUUCUUCAUCGCAGCUAUUCUUUCGUGGCUGGGGAGAAACCAGUCAACGAACCAGGUCUUCCUAAAAUCGCAUCUUUUUCUCGAGAAAAGUCCAAUUUCAACCUAAGUAGUUCAAAGAACAGAAGCUAUGAAAUUACCCAUCAUGAACUGGGCGUUGGUCAAUCAUCCAAAGUCGGGAAAGUAAGAGAAUUUUUGAAAUCCGGAAGUUCUAGAUCAAUCUGUAGUGUGAAAAAGGAUAACGCGAGUCCUCAAAGAUCCCGGACUAAUAGCAACAAAAUGACAUUGCCGGAAAUUAUUGAGGAUCUAAAUAACAACGAGAAAUAUGCAAAUGACGUUUACUCAGAAGAAGAGUCGUUCGACAGACCUCGAGGUAGUGAUCAUGUGAUAACUUUUGUGCCAUCUAGGCUCAUAGGGAACGAGCCAAAAGUCUAUCCAUCCAGACAUAGACCCAUUACGCCAAAUUUAUUGAAAAAACUAGAUAAAUUAAAGAUUCCUAAUCGAAUACGAACCCAGGAUUGGGUAAAGGUGUUACCAUCAGACACUAGAGCAUAUAUUGGAGAAUCUCGAAUUAAUGCACAAUAUGUUCCAGAGGAUAUAGACGAAUAGUAAUGGCGGUCUGGAUGCACUAUUUGUUUUUAUCAAGUUUUUUAUUGACAUUUUCAUGAUAAGAUUUUUUAUAAAUUAAACCUUCAGCUCUUUGAUGAAGAAUUUCAAAAAUUAACGAAUCAAUAACUGGCAUAAAUUCAAAUUAAUAUUUAUGACUUCCAUCUAUUGCUCUACAAAAAAACAGAUUAUAAAAAUGGUAGAUAUUACAUGCUUUUAUGUUAGGAUUAUGCUUUCAGACAUUUUAUAACAUACUUCCUUUACAGAAUUGAUAAAAAGGGGGUGAUUGAAAAGUGUAUCUAAAAUUUACUAUCUCUAAACUUGAUCCUUAUUUGUAUUGUCAUGUGUCGGAGAGAACUGUAUUAUAAUUGUUU